AUGGAUCCUUCAGUUGUGUCUAGCCUUAAUACAGGAAAGCUUUAUGCAACCUUUCCUGUAAGGAGGAAUCACAAGAGCUGCACCAUUGCAUGUAAAGCUAUCCAAAUGACCUUGGGAAAGGAGGUCAACUACUAUAAAGUUUUAGCACUCGAUUCGAAGAAUGUGGGUGUCGAGGCAAUCAAGAGAGCUUACAGACGCAUGGUUCUUCGCUACCACCCUGAUGUUUGUCCACCUUCAGAGAGAGAGGAGUCCACACAAAUGUUUAUAGAGCUCCAAAGGGCUUAUGAGACUCUGUCCGAUCCAGUUUUACGUGAGAAAUAUGAUCGUCAGCUGGGCUUGGUUGAAGUGGGAGAUGAACAAGAAUUCAGAGGAGCAGGGAGAACCGUAUUUCCCAAAGAAGUGUGGAUUAACCAGCUCAAUGAACUGGAGGCCAGGUCUGCCGAACGCAUUAGAAAGAAGAAAUUUGGAUAUAGGUAA
Messenger RNA from Phoenix dactylifera (date palm), 477 nucleotides. The record is from RefSeq and is a predicted model, not a curated record. Lineage: Eukaryota; Viridiplantae; Streptophyta; Magnoliopsida; Arecales; Arecaceae.